Messenger RNA from Saccostrea echinata, 429 nucleotides. Its product is annotated as complement C1q-like protein 4. The coding region runs from base 1 to 429 and encodes 142 amino acids. NCBI's taxonomy places the organism in Eukaryota, Metazoa, Mollusca, Bivalvia, Ostreida, Ostreidae. The record is from RefSeq and is a predicted model, not a curated record. The transcript is spliced from 2 exons. Gene Ontology annotation, molecular function: protein binding.
AUGGAAGCUAUAUUGGAUGAAAAAGCAUACAAAAAGCCAUUAGGUGCAUUUACUGCAAAGCUCUCCAAGGGUACAACAUUAAGUGGUCACGAGGUUGUCAAGUACGAUCAUGUGCUAACGAAUUUGGGCGGAGCUUACAAUCCAAAGUCUGGAAUAUUCAUCGCCCCCUAUGACGGUCUCUACACCAUAUCGGGUACACUUAUGAGUCAGCCAUCAAAUAGUGUACAUUUGAGGAUUAUUAAGAAUGGGCUAAAGAUGGCUAUACUAUACUCUGCAUGUAAGACGUAUCCUCAGUCUGGACAAACACUCCAUCUGCUACUCAAUAAAGGGGAUAGAGUCUGGAUUCAGAAAGGCAGUUGGAAGAUAGCAAAGCUCCACGACCACGGCUCUUAUAAUUUGUUUUCUGUUAUUCUAAUAACAGAUUUCUGA